Messenger RNA from Cladocopium goreaui, 2474 nucleotides. NCBI's taxonomy places the organism in Eukaryota, Dinophyceae, Suessiales, Symbiodiniaceae. The record is from the annotation of a GenBank genome assembly.
AUGAACCACAAAAAACCAUGUGCCUAUGUGUUCUGUAAGACUCGCUCACAUUGGGUUCACACAAACAUCAUCUCCCUGGCUCCCGAACACAGAUGGCAUGAAUAUGUGGAUUCACUGCUGGUGACGUGCCUCACCGAGGAGUACCCACCAGCUUUUUCCGCGGCACUAGCUGGAGCAGUAGCUGAUUGUUUCCAUGUGGCCACCCGUCAGCAUAACCUGACGCUGGGUCCUUUGCAAGCGCCUGAAAUCGAAGCCUGGGAUGCUACACCUGUGACCCAGAAUGUUGUAGUCGUCGACAACCAGGGUGCCAAGAUCCAUGACAGCUAUGACAUUGACAAGAAAAAGCUGGGUGAAGGAUCCUAUGGAACCGUGUCCAUUUGCACUAGCAAGGCCACGAAGCAGAAGAGGGCUGUGAAAGCCCUCAGCAAGACGCAGAUGAAGAACAUAGAGAAAUUUAAGGAAGAAAUCCGGAUUAUGCAGCUGAUGGACCACCCCAACAUCAUCAAACUCUACGAAGCGUUUGAGGAUAAGGUGAAGGUCUACUUGGUGAUGGAGCUUUGCUCCGGUGGUGAGCUUUUUGAUCGAAUCAUCGAUCUGGGCCACUUCACUGAGGUGCAGGCUGCGAUAGUGAUGCAACAGAUGUUCCGUGCAGUUUAUUACAUGCACCAGAGAAGAUUGUGUCACAGGGAUUUGAAGCCGGAAAAUUUCUUGUUUGCCACCAAAGAGAAGAUUGAAAAGACCUUUCUUAAGAUCAUCGACUUUGGUUUGGCCUAUGAGUUCAAGCCAGAUGUGCCCAUGACUACCAAAGCUGGUACGCCUUUCUACGUAGCGCCUCAGGUUCUGGAAGGCAAAUAUGACCAGUCAGCUGAUCUGUGGAGUUGUGGCGUCAUCAUGUAUGUCCUACUCUGUGGGUAUCCCCCCUUUUGGGGUGACACUGACAAGAAGGUUCUGCAAAAGGUUUCCAAGGGCUCUUUUAGUUUCAAUCCAGCAGAUUGGAAAAACGUAUCUGAGGAUGCAAAGGGACUCAUCCGAAAUCUGCUGAAGUUCAGCCCAAAAGAGAGGAUCACGGCGGAGCAAGCCUUGAAUGCUGAAUGGGUCAAAGACCAUGCUCCCAGAGCCACGGAUGUGUCCAUUGGUAGCGGUCUGGUGGACAACCUGCGGGGCUUCCGAUCACAGAACAAACUGAAAAAGGCAGCCCUGCAUGUCAUUGCUGGACAGAUGACCGAUUCGCAGAUCAAGGAUUUGCGAGAAACGUUCCUCGCAAUGGACGUCAACGGUGAUGGCUUGUUGACGGCCAAGGAGCUGGAAGAAGGGAUGCAGAAGGCCGGCAUGUCGAAUCUUCCACCAGAAUUAGACCAAAUUCUGAAAGAUGUUGACAGCAACGGCAGUGGUCACAUCGACUACACCGAGUUUUUAGCUGCAACUCUUGAUAGGAAAAAGUACAUUGCGGAGGAUGUGUGCUGGGCAGCCUUCAGGGUCUUUGACAAAGACGGCUCGGGCACCAUCAGCCGUGAUGAGCUGGCACAGGUCUUGAGCGAUGGUGAAGUCAAAGCCGUGGCGCAGACCGACCUCAAUGAACUCCUAGAUGUUGAAAACUCAGGGGGCUCUCAGCUGAGUCAAGCUUCUGCCAAGGAAGUCGACAAGAACGGAGACGGUGAGAUUGACUUCCAGGAGCACAGCUCCGGGAGGCCAUGUGGAUCCGAAUCCGGGCGUUUCGGAAAUGGGAUUAGAUGCUUUGGGCUCAACUCUGCCGAUGGGCCGGUCGAUAUGUCAGAUGACGAGGGCCCACGCAAGGGAAAAGGCAAGAAAGGAAAAGGUGGCGGCGGUGGCGGUGGAAAAGGUGGAAAAGAUAAGGGAAAGGGAGGAAAGUCUUCCGGUGGAGGAAUCAAUGUGAGCCGUUUGCAAGUUCUGCCGAAGUUUUUGCAAGAGAUCCAUGCCAAGUACAAACCUUCUAAAGACAAGCGUGGUCUGAAACACGCAGAGCUGCAAGACAAGAGCUCCCCGCUGGGAAACAACGAUGAUGACGAAUAUGACUUUGAAGAUGCGCAGAUCGUGGAUAGCAAUCUCACAGAGGAGGAGAUCAAGGUCUUCCAAAGAAAACGUGCCGUCCCCAAAGGGCGAGCUGAGGAUCCUGGGCCAUCGCCAUCUGGACCUGUGCGCUUCCAGGCCAAGAGGAAGGUGGAUCAAGGUAAGGAUCAGGAGGAUCAGGAGGAUCAGGAGGAUAGCCAAAGUGCUGCCAAAAAGCAGGACUCUGCAAAAAAGCAGGACUCUGCCAAAAAGAACGAUAGCAAUUAUGGUGCAGGUCUCUCCAAAAAGAAGCAGAGACUAAGCUUUGAUGAAGACGACAGCGCUUAGAUGCUGUGCAAAUUGGAUAGUUAAUGUGUGGGCGCUCCAAGUCGCCGGGCGCCGACGAAGCUUGGGCAAAAUCGCUGUGCCGCUGUGCAUUCCGGAUCAGCAUCCACAGAACUUGAAAA